AAAAAGCCCAAACGCGCCUUCCGUUGCCAAUUCUGCGCCAAAGAAUUUCUACGAAAUGAGCAUUUACAACGACAUGAGCGACUGCGUAUGAAUUCCACGCACUCAAAAGAACUGCGCUUACCAUAUGUCAGAUACCAAAGAGAAACCAUUUGGGUGCUCGAAUUGCCCCCAAACCUUUACCCGAAGGUAUCGGUUCUCCAAGGCCCUCGCGCUGAUCUCCUAGCACGCCAUAUCCGUAUCUUACAUGGGCCUUCAGUAACCCAUAUUGUCUCAGAUCCAGCUUGUCACAACCACGAGGAAGCCCCACAGCAUGCUGAGCGCAUUCCCAAUUCUCCAGGCAACUUGUCUCCUGUUGAUGCGCAAAGUCAAAAUACUGCUUUAUAUGACCCAGCUCAUUCAUAUUUAGAAACAUCAACAUCUGGCGCUGAUUUGACCCUUUGCCCAGAUCCAGCUGCGUCAAUUAACCCAGCACCAUCCGCAUCUCACACGGGGGUGUCAUCGGCCGAAGGGAUAAACGACGUACCUCACAUCUCAUGGACCCAACCGAGCAGCAACUUUGGCGACUUUGCUCUAUUCAUUGAUAGCAUGAAUAUGCCGUAUGGGAGCAAUGGCGGCUUCUUCGUUGACCAACCAGCUCUGGCUCUAUCGCCUCAUCCUCUAUUCAGCGAGAUAAAUGAGCAGCAGUGGCAUGGCCAUCAGCAGCCACCACAUAUAGCUCCUCUUAACAUCGACACGGAUGACACGUCUACACCACGUUUAUUCGAUGAGUUCUCAUCGACAUUUCCCUCUUUCGAGUCACCCUCUUCCAAGUCUAAGCAUGAGCCCUGGAGAGUCACACAGCAAGACUGGGAGCAUUUACUAGGCGAGAUACAGACUAUGGUCUCCAUCAUUCCUCCUGAAUUCUCGCUCCCGUCUCGCCACACUAUGACUCGUUACAUCGCAACAUAUUUUUCGGGAUUCCAUCGUCAUCUACCCUUUCUCCACGUGCCGACAUUUGAGCCCACAAAAUGCCCAGUUGAGUUGAUUCUGGCCAUGGCUACCAUCGGAGCACAGUCAGCCUUUGACAACGCCAAUGCGGUCAUGUUCUUCCGGACGUCGUACGCGAUAGCACUGGAGCGCCUGCGCAACCGCAAAGCCCAACUCCGGGACAAAAGGUUUCCAGCGGAAGACGCAUCCACGCUUACCGGGGCUCCACUGGGUCCCCAGAAUAGACCAUGGGUGGGAUCAUUGCCCUCAAAUGUUCCGAACCCGUCAGUUCUGCCUUCGGAUCAAGAUGAAGCGGACCGAUUUGAUCCUCUCAGCAUAUCCCAGACACUGCUUGUGCUCAUGGCAAUGGCAACGUGGGGCAAUUCAAAGGCGAUUUAUAACGAGGCUAUCGGCCUCCAGAAUAUCUUGGCCGAGCAUAUGCGAGAGGAAAAACUCCUUGAGGCGCGCAAACAUCAUUCUGAGCAUGCAAAUUGGGCCGAAUGGAUCCGUGCGGAGGGUCAUAAUAGGACUGUGGGUAUAAUCUUCUGCUUCUUUAUUUUUCAUACGAUAGUCUACGACACCCCGCCCCCGAUCUUGAAUUCCGAGCUCUACAUCACCCUGCCAUCGUUGGAAAUCAGUUGGGCAGCGCGAACUGAGAAAGACUGGCAAGAAACUCGCAAACAAGCAGAGCCCCAGGUUACUUUCCAGUCAUGCUUCUCCCUUCUAUUUGCAAGGGAAGGCGAAGGAACUACCAUGAGGCCAAAGGCAUGUUCUUCAUUGGGCGCGUACAUCCUCAUCCUUGCAUUGAUUCAGCACAUAUAUUUUCUGAGGGAAAUGGCUAAGCGCAAGGCCCCUUUUGAUCAAGGACCUGCCCCGAAAGAUGUGGCUGAGGUGGAACAAGCACUCAAAAACUGGCAACACAGAUGGUACAUGGACCCAGAGUCAUCAUUUGGCCCUGGAAGUCCACACGGACCAAUAUCAUUCAACUCGACUGCAUUGCUCCGCAUGGCUUACAUACGAUUGACCGUUGACGUGGGCCCCUGGCGAGCUCUCAAUACCCACGAUGCAGAGGAUAUCGCGGCUUCUAUUCACCGAAGCCCGGAAUUGGAACCAACUCACAAGCUCACUCGUGCAGUUCUGUACUCUGCGCAUGCCUUGAGUAUCCCUGUCAAAAUCGGUGUCAACAUCGUGGCCCGUAAUCAGGCGUUUGCUUGGUCUCUUCAACAUUCACUCUGUGCGCUUGAGUGUGCUUUCGUGCUCAGCAAGUGGUUGAUUGCGAUACAGCAUCGCUCCCCCGGCGUUCCUCUUGGCGAGGAUGAAUCCAGACUCCUUGCUUAUGUAGUCGACAUGGUCGCAGAGGCAGAUUCCGGAUUUCAUUUUGACAGUCAACGGGAAUUGACGGCAACUCUACCUGAUUUGUGUAUUCGAGUUGUUCAAAUCUGGGCACGGCUCUUGAGCGGAGUUGCCGUUUGGAAUGUUGUGCGCAUGAUAGGGAAAGCCUUGGCCGCGUAUGGUCGCAUCUUGGAACAGCAAUGGGGUAAACCCGAAAGCGAGACAGUUUCUCCAAACGACACGAAUUGA
Messenger RNA from Penicillium brevicompactum, 2547 nucleotides. RefSeq names its product fungal specific transcription factor domain-containing protein. Gene Ontology annotation, biological process: regulation of transcription by RNA polymerase II; DNA-templated transcription. Gene Ontology annotation, cellular component: chromatin. The transcript has 2 exons. Gene Ontology annotation, molecular function: DNA-binding transcription factor activity, RNA polymerase II-specific; zinc ion binding; RNA polymerase II cis-regulatory region sequence-specific DNA binding. NCBI's taxonomy places the organism in Eukaryota, Fungi, Ascomycota, Eurotiomycetes, Eurotiales, Aspergillaceae. The record is from RefSeq and is a predicted model, not a curated record. The annotation marks the transcript as partial.